AUUUAGUUCAAUCAGCAUGUUGCUGUUUCUGUUUCUCGUGUUUCUUUUACUUCUAGUUAUUUCAGUCUAUUUGUUUCUCACUACAAGUGCAAAUCCUUUCGCUGUUGAUGUCAGAAAACCCCCUCAACCUUUGGUAGUGGACAGAGCUGCCAGGAACAAAAUCCUUAAGCAAGGUUUUUCCACAGGCAAAGUGCCCGAUCAUCUUGAUGCCAUUGUGAUUGGCAGUGGAAUUGGAGGACUGACAGUGGCUGCAGUUCUGGCCAAAGCAGGCAAGCGUGUUAUAGUGUUGGAGCAACAUGACCAGGCUGGAGGCUGUUGUCAUACCUUCAGUGAAAAAGGAUUUGAGUUUGAUGUUGGUAUUCAUUACGUAGGGCAAAUGCACGAAUGUGGGCUCCUGAGAGUAAUUAUGGACCAAAUCACUGAAGGACAACUGGAAUGGAUUCAAAUGGACAAUCAAUAUGAUACUAUCAUCCUGGGUAAAAAUGAGAACGUUCGUAAGUACGAGCUCCACAGAGGGAAACAAGAGUUUAUUGAUGCGUUAAAGAGGCAGUUUCCUCAGGAGGAACAAGCGAUAGACCAAUUUAUGAAACUUGUGAAGCAAGUUUCAAAACAAGUACCUCUGAUGGCUGUACUCAAGAUGAUCCCCUUUCCCAUAGCCAAAUUUCUCGUCAGGACAGGCAUUGUUCAUUGGAUUUCUACGAUAUUUAAGGUUGCAAGCACUAGCCUUACAAAAGUGGUUAGUGAACUAACAGAUAACCAGGAUCUCCGAGCAGUCUUUUGUUACAUGUUUACUGGUGUUGCUCCCAAAGACACCAGCUUUGUAAUGAAUGCAUUACUGGUACAUCACUAUAGACGUGGAGCAUGGUAUCCAAUAGGCGGGGCCAGCGAGAUCGCCUUCCAUAUUAUCCCGGUCAUACAGAGGUCAGGUGGUGCUGUUCUAGUGCGUGCUCCUGUUCAACGGAUAUUGAUAAACAAGGAUGGGAAAGCCAUUGGAGUAGCUGUAACAAAAGGACAGGAAGAAGAAUGUAUAUAUGCCACUUCAGUGAUCUCUGAUGCUGGAAUAUUCAACACUUAUGAACACCUUUUACCAAAAGAAAUUCAAGCAAAACCUGCCAUUCAAUCCCAGCUUGACAUGGUCCAGCAUAGCAUGGGAUCAUUCCUUGUCUUUGUUGGUCUCAGAGGCGCAACAGAAGACUUAGGACUGAAGGCAACCAACUAUUGGAUUUAUCUACACAACAAUCUGGAUGAGCUAAUGAACUACACCGUUUCUGCAACCAGAGAGGAAUUUACAGAAACAAUUCCAAUGUUAUUUGUUACCUUCCCAUCAGCCAAAGAUUUCACCUGGAAAGAACGCUAUCCAGGAAAUUCCUGUAUGACCAUUCUGACCAUGGCCCGUUAUGAGUGGUUCGAGGAAUGGAAGGACACAAAAGUAAAGAACAGAGGAGUAGAUUAUGAGAAUUUGAAGAUGGCUAUUGCCAGACAGCUAAUAAACUGGGCGUCCGAUAUAUUCCCUCAGCUCAAAGAUAAGGUUGAGUACGUUGAAGUUGCCACCCCGCUCACUAACCAAUACUACCUUGCUGCUCCUCGUGGAGAGAUGUAUGGCACAGACCAGAAUCUCACCCGGUUCACCCCUGAAGUCAUUGCCACCGUCAGAGCAAAAACUCCCGUGAAGAACCUCUAUCUAACAGAUGCUGCCAGACCUGAUCAGUUUUUCCAAUUUUGAUUCUGAUUUCCAGCAUCUGCAGUUCUUUGGGGGUUUUUUUCCCUUCCAUAUAGUUGACCAUAUUAUAUCCAAGGUUAUUCACUGUCCUGGAUUGUAGUUCAAGGAUAAUCAGGAUCCAUAUAGUGAACAGUUCCAUUUUUAGAACUAUUUCCUGCAACAGGGAAUCUCGAGGAAACCAUAGCUCAGUCAGCCAUUGUUAACAUAACCUGUGAGCAUGCUCAGUAAGAAACCACCUUGGGAAAAAGUCAACAGUUAAUAUUAGUAUGAUUUAUUAUGUGAUUGAUUUAGUGCUGACUUAAUCAAACCAUAAUCACACUUAAUUUCUAAUCAGGCAAGUAGCAUUUUAAAUGAUUCAGUAUAUAUUUAAUAUCAGUUCUCUUAAAAUCAAAACCAAAGCAUAAAUGAAAUGAGAAUACAUAAAUUACAAAAUAAAGCUAGUGAUUGCAGGCUACAAGCCUACAAAGCUGUCAUUUUGUUUAAUGAUACUCAGAAAAUAAUUCUGUUCUGAGGCUGUCCCUUGGAGCAUUACGAUUUUUUUUGCAUUGUAAUCUUGGGUAAACUUUGAUUUAAAAUAAUCCAUUUAUUUUUAAAGUGUUGGGGUGAGUGUGUUAGGUAGCAAUGAAAAAUAGUGUCUCCCUCCCUCAGGGAGAAACCUCACUGGAUCACCCAAUCACCAAUCAGCUCACUGUGAGCUGAUAGGUGAGCAAGGCUAAGUACUUCACUCGAUUACAGGCCUCACCACUGACUGUCAUCCAAUCAGAAGCCUCUGGGUUCUGGGUACUAAAGUCUACAAAGAUUUUCUUUUCAUACGAUGUAUUUCUAUUCAUUCAUGUGCCGCUGAGCAAGCAAAAGUUUUCACAACUUGUCGACUAAAAUCCUGUAAUUAGUGUUUUCAUCAUAUUGUUAAAAAAUGUAGCUAGAACACAUCUUAUUUUAUGUUUGAAUUCGUGUAUCGCUGGACAUCGGAGUGCAUCUGGGAAAAUUAACAAACAGUGAAAUUC
Chiloscyllium plagiosum (whitespotted bambooshark) is the source of this 2724-nucleotide messenger RNA. Its product is annotated as all-trans-retinol 13,14-reductase. Gene Ontology annotation, molecular function: oxidoreductase activity. NCBI's taxonomy places the organism in Eukaryota, Metazoa, Chordata, Chondrichthyes, Orectolobiformes, Hemiscylliidae. The record is from RefSeq and is a predicted model, not a curated record.